Messenger RNA from Stegostoma tigrinum, 2367 nucleotides. It is a transcript of the gene cstf1, whose product is annotated as cleavage stimulation factor, 3' pre-RNA, subunit 1. Gene Ontology annotation, molecular function: RNA binding; protein binding. The transcript is spliced from 6 exons. Gene Ontology annotation, cellular component: mRNA cleavage stimulating factor complex. Lineage: Eukaryota; Metazoa; Chordata; Chondrichthyes; Orectolobiformes; Stegostomatidae. The record is from RefSeq and is a predicted model, not a curated record. The coding region runs from base 341 to 1636 and encodes 431 amino acids. Gene Ontology annotation, biological process: mRNA 3'-end processing.
CUGAGCGAGUGGCACGCAUUCGCUGUGCGCAUGGGCAACGCAGAGUUUGAGCGAGCAGCGGAAGCGGCGUGCCUGGGACCGUGCGCCGGCGCACUCGGUGAGGUAAACUUGGACGUGUCCGUGCGAGCUCAAGAGCAGCAUCGCUGUUUUUGCUCAUGUUCCGGAUCUGUGCACAGCCGCUGAAGACAGGUUGUCAGCUUCGGAAACUUAACGCAACUGUGAUCUGGAACCAACCUCGUAACAAAGCGUAAACAAAACGUGUCACGCGUAACGGGCGAAGAGUUGGAAUCAGUGUCAGCACUUCAGCCGAAUAAUCAUACAAAAGAGAAACUCUUGAGAAAUGUUUCGACCUAAAGCUACUCUAAAAGAUCGGCAGCACCUUUACCGACUCAUUAUUGGCCAGCUGCUAUAUGAUGGAUACAUGAACAUUGCAUCAAACCUGAUCAAUGAGAUCAAGCCGCCAUCAGUUUGCUCUCCCUCCGAGCAACUUUUGCACCUUGCAAAGCUUGGGAUGGAAAAUGAUGACAACACUGUUCAGUAUGCUAUUGGACGGUCAGACACUGUGGCUCCUGGUACAGGCAUUGACAUGGAAUUUGAUGCUGAUGUUCAGACUAUGUCCCCAGAGGCCGCUGAGUAUGAGACAUGCUAUGUAACAUCACAUAAAGGGCCAUGCCGUGUUGCCACCUAUAGCCGAGAUGGACAGCUGAUUGCUACAGGGUCUGCUGAUGCAUCUAUCAAGAUUCUGGAUACGGAGAGGAUGUUAGCAAAGAGUGCUAUGCCCAUUGAGGUGAUGAUGAAUGAGACAGCACAACAGAAUAUGGAAAACCAUCCAGUAAUUCGCACACUGUAUGAUCAUGUAGAUGAGGUUACCUGCCUUGCUUUCCAUCCCACAGAACAGAUACUGGCAUCAGGUUCAAAAGACUACACACUGAAACUUUUUGACUAUUCCAAGCCUUCUGCCAAAAGAGCAUUCAAAUACCUUCAGGAAGCAGAAAUGCUCCGCUCCAUCUCCUUUCACCCUUCCGGAGACUACAUUCUAGUGGGAACGCAGCACCCCACUCUGCGAUUGUAUGAUGUCAAUACCUUCCAGUGUUUUGUGUCAAGCAAUCCUCGUGAUCAGCACACAGAUGCUGUCUGUGCUGUGAGCUACAAUCCCAGUGCCAACAUGUACGUGACAUGCAGCAAAGAUGGCAACAUUAAGCUGUGGGAUGGGGUAUCGAAUCGCUGCAUCACAACCUAUGAAAAAGCACAUGAUGGUGCAGAGGUGUGCUCCAUUAUGUUCUCACGAAAUUCGAAGUAUGUUUUGUCAAGUGGAAAGGAUUCUAUUGUGAAACUGUGGGAAAUAUCAACUGGCCGUACAAUGGUCAAAUACACAGGAGCAGGAUUGAGUGGCAGACAGACACAUCGCACCCAAGCUGUCUUUAACCAUACUGAAGAUUAUGUGCUUCUCCCUGAUGAAAGGACAAUAAGCCUUUGCUGCUGGGACUCGCGUACGGCUGAACGCAAGAACCUCCUGUCUCUUGGACACAACAAUAUUGUUCGUUGUAUUGUGCACUCUCCUACCAAUCCUGGUUUCAUGACCUGCAGUGAUGACUAUAGGGCCAGGUUCUGGUAUAGAAGAUCCAGCACUGAUUGAUUCGUGCAGCUAAAGUAUGAGAAGGUGGGGGCAAGAAUCCUGGUACAGAGAAGAAGAUGGGAAGCAUUGUAGAAAAUGAAGUUCUUCCAUCUAGCUCUGUACGUUCCCUUUUUGCCAUUUCCCAAACUUUUGGCCUGAGGGAGUAACAAUUAAUUCUGAAGUAUUGGUUUACCAUCAGCUAAAAUAGUACUUGGUUUUUAUGAAGUUUCCCAGCUUGUUGACCUUCACUUAUUUGUAAUUGUUUGUAAUCCAUCUGCUUUUGUUCAUCUACAUUCCUGGACUAUGAAGAUAUAAAUAUGUUGUCAUAUGGGAAACUUCGGCAUCGUUUCGUGUGUUUUCAAACAUUGUCCCACAAUUGCAAUUCCAAAAAAUUAUCCUUGCUUUCCACAGUCGUGGAUGCACUUAAAGCCCUUUUAGUCUUCUAAGUCAAACAUAUGUCCCCGUCAUUUAGAAGGGGCUUUAAAAUAGGGGCUGACAUUGAUAAAAAUCAUCAAUUUAAUUUCCAGUCCCCUCAUUUCAUAGUUUUGACUAAAGUUGAACGUUUGUAUUUCUGAUGACAGAUAUCAUUGCGAUAACCUUUGUAAUUGACUUACUGUCAGUGGAUCCUUAUUCCAAAAGGGUCAAACAAUCAACUCCAACAUCUACCCUAUCUGCAUAAGCCGUAUGAUGACUGUUCAUAGACAAUUCAUUCAGGGGCAUUGCAGCAGAAAUAAAAUUCUGUUCUCAUCCUG